AUGUGGUUCUUGCUAACCCAGCACUUUGGUUUGAGGGGCUGUCAGGAGCACCACGACAUGUACGUUGAAGAUUUUGCCUUCAGUACCGACGACAAUAGUAUUGAAUUCGUGACUUACGAGGAAAACCCCCAAAAACUCGCCAAGGUGGACUUCGCAAGAAACGAAGAGUCGUUCAACCCAAGAUGUUUGCUACCGGUGGACAGAGAUGCCCUGUAAAACUGUUCAAAACAUUUUUGGAACGAAGACCCGAAGAAAUGCGAAACAGUGGUCCAUUCUAUCUUGCCUUGAAUGAACGACCAAAGACGCAAGUGUGGUAUAAGCGUCAAAGAAUGGGCGUCAACAGCAUUAAUUCCUUUAUGAAGAAUAUGGCAAGUCAAGCAGACAUACAAGGCAAAAAGCUCACAAACUACAGUGCUCGCAAAACCUAG
Porites evermanni is the source of this 428-nucleotide messenger RNA. The record is from the annotation of a GenBank genome assembly. NCBI's taxonomy places the organism in Eukaryota, Metazoa, Cnidaria, Anthozoa, Scleractinia, Poritidae.